AUGCAAUCCUUAACCACCAAAUCCGUACAGAGUGCGUCCCUGACGCUUCAGGGCAUACACGACGUCCAUGGCAGUAACAGUCUUACGCUUAGCGUGCUCAGUGUAGGUGACAGCAUCCCUGAUAACGUUCUCCAGGAACACCUUAAGCACACCACGUGUCUCUUCAUAGAUCAAGCCAGAGAUACGCUUCACGCCGCCGCGACGAGCCAGACGACGAAUAGCUGGUUUGGUGAUGCCCUGGAUGUUAUCACGUAA
Enterospora canceri is the source of this 255-nucleotide messenger RNA. NCBI's taxonomy places the organism in Eukaryota, Fungi, Microsporidia, Enterocytozoonidae. The record is from the annotation of a GenBank genome assembly.